This is a messenger RNA of Toxorhynchites rutilus septentrionalis, 3871 nucleotides long. It is a transcript of the gene puc, whose product is annotated as protein phosphatase Slingshot. Gene Ontology annotation, cellular component: cytosol; cytoplasm. The record is from RefSeq and is a predicted model, not a curated record. The transcript has 4 exons. Gene Ontology annotation, biological process: protein dephosphorylation; negative regulation of MAPK cascade. NCBI's taxonomy places the organism in Eukaryota, Metazoa, Arthropoda, Insecta, Diptera, Culicidae. Bases 1064 to 2302 code for a protein of 412 amino acids. Gene Ontology annotation, molecular function: protein tyrosine/threonine phosphatase activity; MAP kinase tyrosine/serine/threonine phosphatase activity.
ACUCGACGGCAGCCGUCAUUCGUAUUUCUGUGGUCGGUAGAGUAGCAGCACGGCACACGUGUGCGUUCGUUCGUUCGUUACUAGUGUCUGUCUCUCUGUUCCUGUUGUUCGGUUCACAUAUUUUCGCGGUCCUUUCGCACCCAACCAAUCGUGUUAGUUUCACUGGUUAAGUAAGCUCAACUUUUCAGCUUCGCGCCGUUCAAGAAGCGUUCCAAACUUUGAGUUGGUAUACCCGUUCUGAUUAGUUUGUGAGAGAACAUUAGGCGAUUGUUUGUUUUACUGAAUGCAAAGGACCUCUGGAUCAAAUCAAAAGCGAAAUCUCCCCUCCACAGACGGAUUACUCAUCAACGUGUGUGCGACCGUUUGUAAACGACAAGGAAACAAAACUACAGAGUCUGCAAACAAAAAAAACGAGUGAUAUAAAGUGAAAUCAAGUGCUUUUACUUCAGUGACCAACACUUUUACACAUACGUACCGCACGCAUAUACGUGAAUGAGAUUUUUGUAUUCAAAUGCAAAAAGGUAGAAAAGAUAGAAACGAGUCAAAUAUAUAGUGUAACAAGUGCGAAUUAAUCGCGAGCCUCAGCUUUGGUACAUUAUUAGUGUGGUGAAGUGGAAGAGAGCAGAAGCAGAAAACAAAUUAUACUUAAUGAUUCUACAGUUGUAAAUCUCUUGCAUAAUGUGUAGUGUGAAUAGAAGUGAUUCAUCUUACCUAGAUUUGUGAGCAUUACAGUAAAUUGAUUGCGUUCAGCCAGUAAGAAAAAGUGAUCCUGUCGAAAGAGAACGAGAGAGAGAAACGAUCGAGAGAAGGGCUGUGAGAUCAUUUCUAAAUAGAAGUUGCAUAAACACGGUAAAAGGGGCGCACGAAGAAUAGUUGCCCGAUUGAGUCAUUCGUUCGUUAAGUCGAUCGCCUGCCCCGCUAGCGACAGCUGUCAGCGAACGCUCUAUCACCUGUCAAAAUUAUCACCAAUCGCUUAGCAGCAGUCACCGCUUCGUGCUUCUCAAGCCCGGAGUCGUCCUCACCUGCAUUGGUAACAACCCGCGCCGACGUAACGUUCACGAAGAUGAGGAUAAAGCGCGAGUCCACCUGUUUAGGAUUAAGGCUAAUGCCUACCACCAAGUUGGCCAUUCACAAUCCGCACAAACGCCACAAAGAUACCUGCGAUGAUUCAUCGAUCACGCCCGGAACCCGGAUCCCCUUGGCACGCAGCUGCUCCAGUCCGGCAGUAUCCUACGGUAAGCCAACGUCGUCAUUCCCCGUUUAUGAGCUGCCCUCGCCCAUCUGCCAUUUAUAUGCACAUUGCCCAAGAGGUGUGGCUUCCCCCCCCGGCGGGACCUGCAUCAGAGCCCAUCCGAACCGUCGAGACGGUUGGUUCUUCUGGGCUGACACAUCCCACCUGUUCGGAUCAGAAGAUGUGAGAGCUGCUGGAUCUGCCGCACACUCUGUGCGAUGUCUGGUUGGGAAUGGUUGUGGUGCGAGUGUCGGUCUUUGCAUAUUUCUGCCGGAGAAUUCAAACUAUGCAGGCGGCAAAGUGGUCGACUGCUGUGGCGAAGACGAAUGCCACUGGUGUAUGGCACACGUCGGCACAUUGUACGAACUUACAGAGGAUGCCCGGAAAAAGGGUUCCACAGUACUGUUGCACUGUCAGGCCGGAAUCAGCCGCAGCGCUACGAUCGCGAUAGCAUACGUCAUGCGCUACAAGGCUAUCUCGCUGCUGGAAGCCUACCAAAUCGUGAAGCUAGCCCGCCCCAUCAUAUCCCCCAAUCUAAACUUCAUGGGUCAGCUGCUGGAGCUGGAGCAAACGCUGAUAGCCGACGGGAAGCUUGAACCGCCGCCACCUUCACCGAUAGUGCCGCCCAGUCAGCCACCGUUUUUCCUCAUCAACAACUGCAGCAAGUUCAGCCAACACGACGAGGUUGAGGGGAUGGACGACGAGGAUGAUGAUGAUGACAACAAGAAUAACAACACCAACAACAACCGGGACAGUGGCUGCAGCACGGCCAGCAGCAGCAGCACAGUGUCCAGCAGGAGUAGCACCAGCCACCACAACAACGGCAAUGGCCGCUGCCCACCACGGUUGACGCUAAAGUUACCAACCGCCACGUCGUCACCCCCAUCGUCGCCAUCCUCGCUCUCAUCGCCAUCGUCACUGUCCUCCUCGUCGUCAACGCCAUCGCCAACACAGUCGCUAGCACCAGUGCCGCAGACGCCCGUUAGCACCAGCGCCCCACGCUCAUUUCCCUCCUGCAGCAAAAGCAGCAGUUCCAACGCUGGGGCGCGAUUACCGAGCUCUAGCUCCUGAUUCGGCAUAAGCUAGUUAGAACUAUUUGCUUUCGUCCCUAUUACUUUCUAUAAUCAUAAAUUUGUGUGAUACAAAACAACUAUUUUUAAACAAGAGCUAAUUUAUGAAUUCUAUACAAAGCGCUCCCUGUAAAUAGUGUUUAGUCCAUAAGAAACCCCGGCUUUCAUUCGUUAGUCGCGAAGAAUCAUAUUGCAUUGAGAUAACAAAGUGUGAGUGUGUGUGUGUGUGUGUGUGUGCUGCGAUAUGUGUGCGAGCGUCAGCAGAACAGAACAAUGUAUAAUUAACUUCAUGAGAGAUAAGCGAAUUGCCCCCAUAUCAUCAUCAUUGUUUACACAAAACAUAUAUAUUCGUCGUCAGAAAUUGUUUGACUACCUUUUUUUUUGGAUGCAUUUAGCGUCACCGCUGCUGUCGCGAGUGUCUUCCCCCCGAUGUCAUCAUCCACGGGGAGAAUUACAAAUUCACCGCCGCCAUGUAUCUCCUAAUGCUAUCAAACAAACCGAGAAAAACCUACACAUAAAGCAAACUCUAGUCUCAUUUACCGUUUAAGUUCUACUACCUACGCCAAGAUUAUAAUGUUAAGAGACUGUAGAUUUACUCUAGUGAACUAUAUAUGAAUACAAAUAAAUAUAUCAACGAGAACAAACAAACAAAUAAACAAAAACAUUACUAUUUGAAUCGAUGUCGACCUGAAACGGCGAGGAUAAAUUUCUCGUCACGUGCGGGAGUGCGUUCCCGCUCGUCAUUUCUAUUUUCUUUCAUUUUCACCAUCUUUUUUGGGAGAAAAUGAAACAAUUACCCAAAGGCUGUGCUAAAUUUUAACUACUCUGAUAUAGAAUUCAAACUGAAAAAAAUAACACUUAUAGCUGUAAUACGCGAGAACAAUAACUCCGAGCUUCACCACAAACCUACACCCACAUAUGUACGCUUGUACGCAAAAAAAAGUAUAAUAGAACAUAUCUCUCCUUAAACAGCAGUAGUUACGCCACUGUGGUUGGUUCAGCAUUGUGUGACAACCACAAAAAAGCUUAUUAUUAUGUUGAUCCUAAUUGCUAUGGCAAGAGAAAAAAGAUGAUCAUCUAAUAUGGUAUAGUAAUAAGAGUACGUAGAAGGAAGAGCGAAAGAAGUUUUAAGUGUUCUCAGUUUCCCUGUAAAAACCCUUGCCGCCAAAAAACAUGUCAUGCAUGCGUCUGCUGCUAACUCCCUCAGAACACUUGCUUCUAUCGGCAAACGGCAUGCGCCUUAACCUUAAGCAAAUCGAAGAAUGUACAAUACACCUAACGGCACAAGUUAAAUACUGCACGUGCGAAAGAUAUAACAGGCAGGACCCUGGAGGAGAAUGAAGUCCAGCGAUUGUGUAAAUAGAUCCAACCGCUACCCCGUCCCACGAACGGAACGGAUCGGCGGCGAAACGAAGCUAAAAUAAACUAUUUAUUGAAACCCAAAACCUGUACCAUAUUAUAGAGAGAAUCAUUUUCGUUUGUUUCUAGUUUUAAUGUUUAAAUUAUUGACCCUAAGCCUAAGUAGUUGAUAUGAUGCGCUUGCGAGCAGAGUCGACACUCAAAAAUAUAA